GUGACGUCAUAUCCGCUCUGGGCGGCAGCAGCAGCAGCAGCAGCAGCUUCUUUCUCAGGCCGGGAAACUGACAACAAGCGAAAAAGAAAAACAGAGAGAAAUCUCCAUCCAUCCUGCCUAGUUUCUCUAUCCGGUGGAAAUAUACAGAUAUAUGUGAUCUAAAGCAACAGUCAAACGUUCAAUCGAAGCAGACGGUACUGAGGAAGAGGUGCAAAGAAAAAUUUCCAUACUCGAUGACAUUACAUCGCAAUGUCAGAUCGUUUGGGGCAAAUAACCAAGUCCAAGGAUGGGAAAAGCAAGUAUUCAUCACUCAGCCUAUUUGACAAGUACAAAGGAAAGUCAAUAGAAACUCAGAAAACCACAGUUGUUGCACGACAUGGCUUACAGAGUCUUGGCAAAGUGGCCGCUGCCCGGCGCAUGCCCCCUCCCGCUCACCUGCCGAGUCUGAAGUCUGAGAGUAAAGGAAACGAUCCCAACGUGAUUAUCGUGCCCAAAGACGGUACAGGAUGGGCAAACAAGCAGGAUCAACCCGAUCCAAAGAGUUCCGUUGCUUCAUCAGCACAGCUGCCGGAGUCGCAGCCACCGCUGGCUUUACAGAAAUCUGUCUCCAAUCUUCAGAAGCCCAUGCCAAUAACCAGCCACGAGAGCACAAGUACAGGUGGACCAAAGCAAUGGGCACAGCUCAAUGGAAAGGCAGUAGAUCAAGAUGGUUUAAAGGUCUCAAGCCGACUGCAGCCCUUCUCUCACGAGGAAUUUCCGACGCUGAAAGCAGAAGGCGAACAGGACAAGGUUGGCAAGGAAAGAAGCGUCUUCGAUCCGUCGUAUGGGCCCGGACCAAGCCUCCGCCCACAGAAUGUGUCAAGCUGGAGGGAGGGUGGUGGGAGGAACCUGCAACCCCCAGUGCUGUCUGCCACUCCACCCUGCACAGACACGGACACCAAGAGCAGCGGUCCAGCUGAGACCACCACUCCUCCUCCUCCUCCCUCCUCCUCCUCCUCCUCCACUGCUGCUGCUCAGUCCACUGAUGUGAAGGAGCCAUCGCAGCGGCCUGCUCCACCUGUGCAGCGCAGAGCCGCCCCAUCAGCCCUCCAGUACCAGCACCACACCACCACCACCUACCACGACAUGCUGCCUGCGUUUAUGUGCCCUAAAGAGACUCGUGAUGCCCCGUGCUCCUCGGAUCACGGCCCGACCACUGUGGUUGCUCCUGUGCGCUUUGAAUCCAGGUUGACUCUUAGACCAGCAUUCCCUGCGCCAGAACCCGUCAAUGGUGAUAUAAGAAGAGAGACACGUGUCCCCCGUGUCCCCCCACGCCCCUCAGCUCGCCCCAUCCGCCGCCCAGGAGAUCGAGCUCCCCGUCCUGCCAUAAUCAACCCUGAGGACCUGAAGGACCUCGAUGAACUGGACAAUGACUGUGAAGACGGCUGGGCAGGUCUCCAUGAGGAGGUGGAUUAUAGCGAGAAGCUCAAAUUCAGUGAUGAUGAGGAAGAUCAUUCCCCCUGUGAGAAGAACAGAAUCUGGGAUGACUGGGAUAACCAUCACGACCAGCAUUUAUCUCAGAGCUCUGUUGACGGCCCGUUCCCACAGGAUGCAGAGGAGGAGUCAUACUCACGCCAGCCAGAGCUCCGAACCUCCAGGAAGCCCAAUGGACAAUUCUCCUCUACUGAAUCUCAGCAGAAGAAUAGUGGAAACGGUGAGUCUGCAGAGGAGCAGGAGGAGCCCCAGCGGCAGGCGCCUCCUCGUGGGAAGUUUGUCUCGGCCGAUCUCUCUGCUGUGGAGAGAGCGCGCAGACGGCGUGAGGAGGAGGAGAGGAGAGCGCGAGAGGAGAGACUGGCUGCCUGUGCAGAAAAACUAAAAAAACUGGAUGAAAAAUUUGGCAAAACUGAGAAAGCUGCACGCUCUGGAGAAAUGCUGAGAGAAGCAGACAGCAAGGAGCUGACUCAGUCUCCAGGCCGGACGUCAUCCAAGCACCCCCAGGAGGGCUGGCAGUACAACGCUAAAGAAGUGUCGGAUACACCAGCUGAGUCGUCCAGUCAGGAUUACAAAGAUGAAGGUUGUCACUACCACAAUGAUGACGAAGUUCCUGAGUCCACCUCUCCCCUCCCAGACUACGGCCGCCACCAGAAGCCUGUGCCGCCUCGCUUCCAGAAGCAGCACCAGCAGCAGGAGCAGGUGUAUAAGAUGGCUCCGUGGCAGCAGUCGGGUCACCCCACCCAGUCCAGCUCUGCUCACCCACAGAGAGGCUUUUACCCUCCUCAUGUCCUGGGCUUUGACCCGCGCUGGAUGAUGAUGCCUCCCUACAUGGAUCCUCGCAUGGCACAGGGAUGUUCUCCAGUGGAUUUCUAUCCUCCUGGCGUUCACUCAUCUGGUUUGGUGAAACCUGUCAUUCAGCAGGAUCACCUGAAUAGCCCUGGUUCCACCUCUGAUGAAGGCUGCCAUCCCAGCGUGCAUCAGGAGAGGAGGGCGCCAUCCACUGAGUCUUACCAAGUGUGGAACCAAGACAGCUACUCGUCUGCGCGCAGUUUCACCCCACCCUACCAGAGACAGCAUGACAAUGGCGACAGGGCUCAGGUGGAUGACAGGAGUGACCGGCCAUUCUCCAGACAUGACUCAUAUGAAGACCGAGGUCAUGACCCUGCAGACAGUCCAGCAGAGGAACUGCCCCAUCAAGGCUUCCGGCAAGGCAGAGGCUCAGACGUGUCGUUUGGGUCACAGCGAGAAGUUACCCACGAGGGAACCAAUCAACCAUUAGUAAUCAGCAGGACCCAUCCUGGAGACAGUGAGCACAGGGACGUCUCCUCUGGUAGACAGCAGAAAGAAGGCACUGAUACUCAUGAUGAGGCCUUCGACAACAAGGACAAGAGCUACGACUCUGAUAUCUGGAAGAAAGAUGUGGGUAGUCUGAGGAAAGACGGCAGCGGUCAGGCGCAGUGGUCCGAUCACUGUUCGAGCAGCAGCAGUAGCAUUAGUCAGCCAUCUGAAACCAGCAGCAGAACCCUUAGGAGGACAGGGCCCAUCAAGAAACCUGUGCUGAAGCCUUUGAAAGUGGAAGACAAAGAAAACGAGAAACCCAAAACUGAGCCCGAGGAGAAGCCUGUCCCAUACAGGCUGGAGAAGGAAGUGGUCACCAACGUCUAUGACCUGAAGAAAGAUGCCCCUCUUCUGUCUAACAGGCACUCCGUGCCACCCACCAAUCCCUCUCCUAUGGAAAAACACAUGGAAGCUCCCAAGGUGGAGAGAACGAGCAACCUGCCUGAAGAUUUGCACAAAGAGAACUACUGGGAUAGUGCGAAGAGUCAGUCUGUGGACAGCUCUGACAGCAGAGAUCCACCAGCACUGCGCCGCAACAACUGGAUAUUCAUAGAUGAGGAGCAGGCAUUCGCCGGGGCCAGGGGAGCGGGCCGUGGACGUGGCCGGGGCUUUAGAGAGUUCAAUUCUCGUGGUGGCACUCGUGGAGGACGGAGUGACAGCAACAGAGGAGCCUACAAUAGCACAGGUGCACAGAGGCCUGCACGAGGACGUGGUACUCGAGAUUUUAGGAGCGAAGAUCUGCAAAGAGGCAAACCCCGUAGACGCAAUGUGAGCGAGACGCACAGCGAGGCCUCAGAAUACGAGGAGCAGCCCAAGCGUCCGCGCCAGAAGGCCACUGAGAAUGGAGAGGCUUCGUAUCCUGCAUCUGGAGAGGUCAAGAGGGCCGAUAAGGAGUCGUGGAGAUCAAACAAGGUCUACACUGACGAUCAGAGUGGCAAUAGUGAUUCCAGGGACAAGACGAAAUCUGCUCGAGUCUUUGGAAGGUCAUUGCCCCCUCGCCUUAAUGCUGGAUACAACCGUGGGUUUGGCUCAAGGGAUAUUUCGACGUGGAGAGGGAGAGGAACCCAGUUUGGAAGCACUCCCAUGCAAGAGAACGGCUACAGUUUCGGUGCGGACUCCUAUUCCAAACGUUUGUCAGAACAUGAGGCCCUGAAGUACCCCUCUAAAUUUACAGGCUCCAUUGCAGAAAAUGGUGUCGAGGACAGAGAUGGGGGUUACUACAUUGAUAAUGAUAAUCCUGACAACCGGCCCCUGAGAAGGCGUCGUCCCCCACGCCAGGAUAAACCCCCACGCUUCAGGCGUCUGCGUCAAGAGCAUGAAGGAGGAGGUCAGUGGAAUAGUGAGGACUAUGUUAAUGGAGACGUUGCCAAUCAGUGGCCUGGACGUGCAAAGGGGGCAGAGGAGCACGGUCCCAACCGCUACUCCGGAGGACGGUCACAGGAGAUCACAGGUCAGGGUGAGGACUGGGAAACCGGCUCUGAGAACAGCGAUUUCAGUGACUGGAGGGAGAAACGGAGACAGCAUGGUGACGUGCUCGCAGAUACAGGUCACGGAGAACCUGGCUCUGAAAAGAGAGAGCUCUCCAAGCGGAGCUUUUCUAGCCAGCGGCCAGUGGUCGACAGACAGAACAGGAAGAGUGAUGCUACUGUGAUGGAAAACAACAAGACAGAAAUGCAGGCUAGUGCAGGUUCCUUCGGUAGAAACGAGAGCUGGCAGAAUGGUGUUACUUCCAACAACAAACGAGUUCCAGAAGAAUCGAUCACCGGCCUGAGCUCAGUGUGUGUGUACCGUGUAGAGCAGAACGACGACACCAGCACAACUGAAGCAACGGGGACGAUCAUAGAGAAAGACUUGAAACCCAGGAACAUGAAGGGGGACAUGACCGAAACCCUGUCCCAAUAUGACCUGAAUACUUACCCAAUUGAGAGUGACUCGGGAGCUUCUGUACCCAGUCCAGAAGUUUUCCAGGACGCUCUGUCCAAAAAACAGCGCCGCCCACAGGAUGACGAUCGCAGGAGGAAGGAUCAGGGCCCUCCAGGUUCGGUAAAGAAUAGAGCAAUUGCAUCGAAAAUGCCUCCUCGUUUUGCCAAGAAGCAGGGCAGUAUGUCCAUCGAGCAGACCGAGGAUGCACUGUCUGCCAACAGCUUGGGAACAGAAAUCUGGGAGACGAACAGCACAGCUCUGAGUGUCCAUUCAUCAGGUGGUGAUUCGUGGACAAAGCAGGUUUCCUACACAGGAAGUGAACCCAAUUCAGAGGAUUCAGAUGCAGGACCCGAGCAGAGUAAAGAACACAAACCCGGCCCCAUCGGCAACGAGCGCUCUCUGAAGAACCGCAAGGGCUCUGAAGGCAUGGACCGUCUGGAGGGACCCAUUACUCCUGUCAACGGAGUGGACAUUCACGUGGACAACGUUAUCCCUGUGCCGCCAAUUGAGUUUGGCGUCAGUGCAAAGGAUUCAGACUUCAGCCUUCCUCCAGGUUCCACACCAGUGCCUGUGUCCAACCCCGUCACCAAGCUGCAUGAUGCACUUGCUGGGAAUGCGGGCCUGACUCAAGCCAUCCCGAUGCUCCGCAGAGACCACCUACAGCCCGGAAUAAACCUCAACCCCAUCAGCUUUCCUUCAGCGGACCUCACUCUCAAGAUGGAGUCAGCACGUAAAGCCUGGGAGAACUCUCAGGCUCUUCCAGAGCAGGGCUCUCCGGGCGGCGUGGUCUCCGGCGCUCAGCCUGCCUGCAGUGUGGGCUCCUCCAGCGGCGUCAGCUACAGCUCCUUCGGCGGGGUGUCCAUGCCGCCCAUGCCUGUGGCAUCUGUCGCACCUUCUGUCUCCAUGCAAGGCAGUCACAUCCCUCCUCUCUAUCUAGACGGUCAUGUGUUCUCUAGUCAGCCGCGGCUCGUGCCGCCUUUGACUCAGCAGCCCAGCUACCAGCAGGCCACCGCUCAACAGAUCCCCAUCUCUCUGCACACGUCUCUACAGGCUCAGGCUCAGCUGGGUCUGCGAGGAGCUCUGCCUGUCUCUCAGUCUCAAGAGAUGUUCAGCUCCAUCCCUCCCUUCAGGUCUCCGGUGUACAUGCACCCAAACCUGUCUCAACCCAGUCCCAUGGUGCUCUCUGGUGGAGCUCUCAAAGGACCGUACUCUGCAUUUCCUGGCAUGCAGCCAUCAGACAUGGUCAAACAGCAGUCCGGAUCUCACUACCAGCCCAUGAACGGCAGCCAGCCACUGGUGUACGACGGACCCAUGAAUCAGGCAGCUGGGAUGGGCACGUCACAGCUCAUGGACUCGCAGCUCAUUCAGGUGACUAUGCCCAUGCCUGGAUCUCAACUGCGCUACGGCUCAGCCCAGCAGCACCUCCUCCUGCCCCAGUCCAUCCAGCUCCAGCAGAACCAGAACCUGUCUGUGGGAGCUCCACGCCGCAUGAUGCCUCCUGGAUCUCAGCCGGCUAUCAUGAGCGGCAACAGGGAGCCUUCCCAGAUGGACAUCAAGGGAUUUCAGUUCUCUGAUAAGCCCAACCACUCACCUGGAAUACCCAGUGGCUCCUACAGGUCUUGUGUCGGACUGUUUCUUCUCAGACCUGGUUCUGCUAGUCCCAGUGGCAAACCCUCUGGCCCCGGAGGCCCUGCAGUGGUUGUCUCGCUCCCAGGACAUUACACACAGCAGCAGGUGUCGGCUCCUCAGGGCAGUAUGGUCAUGCAUAUGAGGCCCCCCACCAGCGGCCCCUUCCCCAACCCCAUCCAACGGCCCGUCAUGCAGGUCAACAAGACUGUCAUCAUCCGUUCGCCACCCUACCCCAGUCCCGGGCGUGAACCACUUCACAGCACACCUCCCUCCAACCCUGAGCCUGCUGUGAAGGGCCCUGAGGACGGUGUGAAGGUGAGCCACCCACUGUGAGCAUAGGUGAAUGCCCUGCGUGAUGCUCGUCCGGCUGUCAGUGAAGCCAAGAGCUCAUCAGUGAUUCCCAACAAGAUCCAGGAGCAGCUGCCGUCAGUACAGGUCAAAGCUGCUCGAACCGGAGCCAUCAAACCACAGUCGGUCAAAGUGGAGGAAGGCAGAGCCUAAUAAUGGACCUCAUGAUCACAUGACACGGCUGUCUGUAGGACCUCCUCCUUCCUCUUUUCUCUCUCUCUGUACUCUGGGACUAACGCACAGGAUCACCAACUCCACAAAUAAAUCAGAACACAUUAUUAAUAAACAUCACAUAAAUAUAAAUGUAAACUAUAAAUAGACAAUAGUUUUGGACUCUUCUGCGCAGACUUUUCCAGAUCAACUUUAUUUAUUUACAUUUUAUUUGACAUUUUCAAGUGAAGAAUUAAGGUUCACAAAAGUGGCCAACAAACCCCAGUGUAUCUCACUCCCUCCAUCAACGUCUGCAAACAGAGGAACAGGAAGCGCAUCUCCUCUUCCAGCUCUCACGUCUCCACGCCCACAUUGCCAAACUGAGCCAUCUGAUUGGACUCGAGGUUUUGACUGACAUGCAGAUCAACAGAAGCUCCAGAGCUGCAGUGUGGCAGAAGUCAUUUUUACUGGGUACCAUGGAGUUUUAACUUUUUUAUAUAUACACAGAUAUAUACAUAUGUAUAUGUAUGUAUGUGUGUGUAGUAAUCAUGCCUAUUUGCUCUAUUAUAAAAAAUAAAACAAACUUUUAUUCAAUAAAAAAAAAACUUCAAACCCACAUUUGAGGACAUUGUUCAAUCCAAACAUGGAGGACAUGAACCUUUCUCUUAUACAGCAGCUUUUCAUGUGUUAUGCAAAUAGCAAGCAACAUUUGAUCCUUAAAGGUGGUGCUUGAGUGGUGGCGGUGUGUGGAUAAACAUGUAAUAGUCGGAAGCAUUAAGAAGCGCUCGGUCUGUGUUUGAUGUGAUCAGGCGGGUGGGAUAUAUGGCCACUUGUGUAAUGUGAGGACGUUUGUGGUGAUGUCAGUGGGAGUGUUGUGCUGUCAUGAACGCUGAUGGGAAAUGUUACAGUAUGUUGUUUAGUCUUUAUUUGAUUUGGUAGAGAAACCCUUUACCGGUCGAUCGCAGGAGUGCGAGGGUUGCACAAGCAAUAAACAGCCUAUCUGUAACCAUCAGGGUCCAAAUGUGUCUGAGAAUGAGUGCUCGUGUUGUCAAUGUUGCCAUCUCUGUGGGCUCAUGGGGAUCAUGACUAAAAAUAUGAAGUGCACAGGAAAUGUUGGUUUUGAUGGUCCUUCGUUAUACUACAGCUGUACAGAACUAUAACCAUCAGCACAUGUUCGUAAAACAAAGGAGCAUUAAUGAAAAUGCAACCUGUCCUUUUCCUUUGGUUGAACUGUUGGACAUGUGUAAUGCCUUUUUAAUUGAUUUCUGCAGUGCUCAUGGUUAUUUUAGAGGUUUAUUUGCUUGGGUGUUCAUUGGCGCUGUUCGAACACAUCGCCUUCAACAGUAAAAUUGCUUCUUGAUAAUUGCUGAAUAUCUGUACAGACUUAUUAUUGCCCUUUUGCUUUUUUUUUUUUUUGACCUGUAUUUAAGGGGCCAGCGAUGGAUUAACUCCCUUUUUUUUUUUUUUUUUAAAGGGUCUGUUUUUCCCUACAGAUAUUUAUCACUCAAUGUUGUUUAUCCUAUUAAAUGUAUUAUAUUUGCCCUUUUAUUUGAAAUGAUGAAGAGAGAAAUAAAGCAGAUUGUGCUUUUUUCAACAACAAGAACAAAAAUCUGUUUGUAUUCCCAUAACCCAUGAGCACUUAUUGAUGAGGCCAUUGCUGUGAUUUAAACAUUCAAGUGAUAUUGCAUCUAAGUGUUUUUCUGGAUUUUAAAUACAUGUUGAGAAAUCUGAAAUGGCUAAGUUAAAUACUGUAAAAGUCAAAAGGUGAAUUAAGACUUUUCACUAAAUUAACACAAAGAAUGACAUUAUGGACCAAUUUAACAAAUAAAAAUAUGUAGCUGAA
Messenger RNA from Carassius auratus (goldfish), 8704 nucleotides. RefSeq names its product proline-rich coiled-coil 2B (gene prrc2b). Bases 250 to 6696 code for a protein of 2148 amino acids. Lineage: Eukaryota; Metazoa; Chordata; Actinopteri; Cypriniformes; Cyprinidae. The record is from RefSeq and is a predicted model, not a curated record. Gene Ontology annotation, biological process: cell differentiation. The transcript is spliced from 30 exons.